Molecule: messenger RNA, 1540 nt
Organism: Cucurbita maxima (winter squash)
Lineage: Eukaryota; Viridiplantae; Streptophyta; Magnoliopsida; Cucurbitales; Cucurbitaceae
Product: importin-9-like
Exons: 8
Coding region: 312-908 (198 amino acids)
Biological process (GO): protein import into nucleus
Cellular component (GO): cytosol; nuclear envelope
Molecular function (GO): small GTPase binding
Source: RefSeq, a predicted model, not a curated record
GCGCUUUUUUACAUCCCAUACUUGGAAGCUAGCGAGUAAACGCUGCGACGGUCGCGGAGCCGACCAGAGUGAAUUACGAGACGGCGGAACAGACGUCGAAGCCUUUGCUCGGAGCUCGAAGAUGGUCAAUUUGAUUGAUCAGGAUCAACAGUGGCUUCUCAAUUGCUUGUCCGCCACUCUUGACCCCAACCAGGAGGUUCGCUCAUUCGCUGAAGCCUAGCUAAAUCAGGCAUCUCUCCAACCAGAACAGUAAAUGAAUCGCAUUUACGCCUCGUUGGUGUGGAUAUGCGAUUGUGUUAGGCAGGAUUGAUAUGUCAUAUACAUACGUUUCUGUACUGUACGAAGAUCAGGAACAGAUUAAGUUUUCUGGUUUUGGGGUUGCAUUAUCCAAAGUCACUGCGAACAUGGAGCUUCCAGUAGGAUUGCGCCAGCUAGCUGCAGUCCUUCUAAAGCAGUUCAUCAAAAAACACUGGCAGGAGGGUGACGAAUUAUUUGAACAUCCCGCUGUUUCUGAUGAUGAUAAGGCAGUCAUUCGCAAGCUUCUUUUGUUAACUUUGGAUGAUUCCCAUACGAAAAUUUGUACAGCAAUUAGUAUGGCCGUGGCAUCAAUUGCAAUAUAUGACUGGCCAGAGGAAUGGCCUGAGCUAUUGCCUUACCUCUUAAAUUUGAUGAAUAAUCGAAUUAAUAUGAAUGGCGUACAUGGAGGUUUAAGGUGCUUGGCUCUACUCUCUGGGGAAUUGGAUUGUGAAAUGAUUCCAAGACUAGUACCUGCUUUGUUCCCACACUUGUUUUCAAUUGUUUCAUCCCCAGAGGGCUUAAUGAUCCUACAAAUUUUUGGUGUGGAAUCGAUAGUCUUUAGCUUGCUGCUUCUUCAAGUUGGUUUACAGGUCAGUUAUGGAAUAAAGUGAGACCUCGUCACUGUCAACACUUCGGGUUGCGAUUAUAAGAGCCGAUGCCCACCGCUAGCAGAUAUUGUCCUCUUUGGGCUUUCCCUUCUGGACUUCCCCUCAAGGUUUUAAAAUACGUCUAUUAGGGAGAGAUCACACCCUUAUAAAGAAUGCUUCGUUCUUCUCCCCAACCGAUGUGGGAGAUCUCACAACGCAAGUGUAACUUAAGAAGUUGCUUAUUUGAGAAAUGUUCUACAAUUAGCAACAAAUCUCAAUGAUAGGACAAUGAGAAGGAUGGUUUGCUUCCUUUGCUGUAGCACCCAACAAAAAGAAAAGCUUAAACUGCACCAUAGAAGUAGAAGCAUCUAAUGCCCCCCCACCCUUAAAGUUCUACUUUGUAGGGUUGUUGGAGCACAGGAAUGGGCCCCUUCUUGAUUCAACAGCAGCACAGCACAGCACAGCACAAUUAAUGGCACAAUGCCCUCUUUUUGGGUUUCUUUUUUGCAGCUCCCACUGAUGUUAGUGCAGUGGCUUGAGCAUCUUGCACCAUGUUUAUUCGCUUACAAACAUUAGUAUAAUGUAAAGGAAUAGGCUAAAGAAAAGAAACAAGGCAGCCUGUUGGUUGUUACCAAAAGGCCAUAUGAUUAUAGCUU